Messenger RNA from Teleopsis dalmanni, 1175 nucleotides. RefSeq lists its product as uncharacterized. The record is from RefSeq and is a predicted model, not a curated record. The annotation marks the transcript as partial. Lineage: Eukaryota; Metazoa; Arthropoda; Insecta; Diptera; Diopsidae. The transcript is spliced from 2 exons. Gene Ontology annotation, molecular function: nucleic acid binding.
AUGCAUUUGCGACUGGUUUUAGAUCGACUUAGAGAAACUGGUUUGACCGUGAAUUUUGCCAAGUGUAAGUUCGGCUGUUCCGAGAUCGAGUUCCUUGGGCACGUUAUUAGUGCAAAGGGUUUACGUCCUCCGGAGAGUAAAGUUCAAGCUGUUCGUGAUUUUCCUCUGCCAGCAACGGUGAAACAGCUUAGACAAUUCUUAGGCAUGGUGAACUUUUAUCGGCCGUUUCUGCGUAACGCUGUGCAGAAUCAGCAGCGGUUGUUUCAUCUUACACCAGGUAACCGCAAGAAUGAUAAGUCGGUAAUUUCUUGGACUCCAGAAGAUGUAGAGGUUUUUGAGGCUUGCAAGAAUGAUCUUGCCCAAGCUACGUUGCUUAACUUCAUGGCUCUGGAUGCACAAUUGACGCUCACGACUGAUGCUUCAGACGUUGCGGUGGGUGCUGUUCUCCAACAAGUAGUGAAAGGUGUGACUCAGCCAUUGGCAUUUUAUUCAAAAGGUUUGAGUCCAGCGCAGACUAAGUAUAGUGCCUAUGAUCCAAAUGGUAUGGUUGAACGUUUCCAUAGAACAUUGAAGGCAGCCAUUCGAUGUCAUUCCUCAAGUAAUUGGACGCAGUCUCUUCCGCUUGUGUUGUUGGGAUUGCGAACGACACCGAAGCUAGACCUAAAUGCUAGUCCUUCAGAGAUGUUGUUUGGAAAUCCUCUUUGUGUUCCAGGGCAGAUGCUUUCGGAUUUCAAGCAGAAGUCGUCCGAGACUGAUUUUGUGUCGGCGUUGCGAAGGGCUUUAGCUAAGGUUAAAUCCGUUGAAUCAACAAGACAUUGUCAUCCAUCUGUGUAUGUUCCGCGGGACGUUAUUAAUUGUAAGCACGUUUUUCUUCGAGUGGAUCGUGCUCGAGCUCCACUUGAGCAGCCUUACGAAGGUCCAUUUGAGGUGCUGAGUCGUAAUGAGAAGACGUCUGUUAUUGUUUGCCGUGGGAGAGAGGUGACUGUUUCGAAUGAUAGGUUGAAGGCGGCGUACUUAACGUGUGAUGAUCUUGAACAGGUUGUUCCAGAAACGCGUCAGCCUUCAGCGCUGUUGAAUGGUGAUCAGUUAGUGACUUCUGGUGAUUGUAGGCGUGAAUCCCUGUUGCCGAUUCCGAAAGUGACACGAGCUGGUAGAGUAGUGCGUUUCCCAGCAAG